AUGGAUUUCAAUGGAAGUAUGACGCGUUUGAGCAUGGUUUGCGGAGAAUUGUUGGCUCGAAUGAAUAGUCAAGUUUGUAUAAUUGAUGCUUUUUUUGUCAGCACCGUUGUUGAGCAGUUAUUUUGUGAUCCACAGAUAGAUCUUCUAGCCGUUUUUCCAACUUCCUCGACAGAAUACGACGAGUAUAACCAAGUUUUGGGACUUGUUGGAGUGAAAUCCAGUGUUUUUAAGAUAAUUCUCGAAUUGGAUAAUGAAAUAUUCGAUUAUUUCAUCUCAUCAUUUUGUUCGCAUGUUGAAAGAAGUCGAUGCUUAAUACCAGUGGAAGAAAUCAAGAAAAGUGUUUAUAUGGCGUUGUUGGCAAGUUAUAUUUUAGUGUUAAUGCCAGUUGAUGAUGAAUCGACUUUGAUGGCUCGUGAACUUCAUGCAGUUGAUACGAAUAAUUCACUGCUAUCGCCGCUGAACAUUUUUCGUGAGGAAGCGUUAAGGCGAUAUGCGCUUUCCCCUUCAAAUCAUUCAUUACGUGUUCUUCGUUCAGUUUCAAGAUCGUUAUCUCCACAUUUUUUAUCAUUCAUAUGCGUUCUUAUACGAUCAUAUUCUUCGCUUUCUGCAUGGCCAACGAUACACAGAUUAAAUAUUUUGAGUUUCGUCUUAAAAGAGGUUCAUUCUUUCAUCAUGGCCGAAACAGAAAAUUUGAACUUGACACAGAUGCGCUCACAACUUCAGUGUAACGCACCCUUUGCCGAUUCUUUGUUUAAUUUUUUUCAAGUUCUUCUCGAAAAAUGGCCGGCUAAUGACUCUUUCGAAAAGCUUUUCGAUGUUUGGAUUACAUGGAUAAGGCCUUGGUGUUAUUCAUGUGGUCGAGAUGGUCAAAAUGUUAACGAUAUUCAUCACUUUUUACCUUUUAUAAUGGCAAAUCAACGUUUUUAUACUGAUUUAACUGGUAUUUUUUGGCGACGUGAUUUUGUUCUUAAACAAUUAACGGAUGUUGUAUGUAUCACCAAAUAUAUUUGCAUUCUUACAUCUGCUGAGUUGCUACAGAUUUAUGAAAUGUUGGAUUACAAUAUUGAAGAAGCCUUGCUGACUUUCGUUAAAACGUUAAUGAUUUGUAAAAGAAACCUUGAACAAACGAUAAUUGAAAAAGAAAAGUCGCUUUCUUCGUUAAAUUGGCUACAGCGAUAUUAUAUUGCUGAAGAGGAAGAGGCGUUUAUUGUUGAAAAGAAGAGAACGUUAGCAGAGAUAAACUCACUUUUAUUAAAGUUUAAAAAUUCAUAUGGAGAAUCGUCUGGAAUUACUAUUGAAAAUAUGGCUGAAUUUUUAUCAAUGAAUAAAAAUUCUAAUGAAGAUGAAAAUAUAACUUACUGUGAUAAUUACUCUGCAAAUGAAUCGAUUGAAAAAUGUUCGAAAUUGCUAAAAAAGCACCAGUAUUUUCACCAAAUUUUUAAUUUUUUUACUUUUAUAAAUUUCAUUUUAUUUACAAGUAAAUUUCUUGUGUUCCAGGUUCUGCAACGAGAUAAUCGUUUCAGUUCUUCAGUCGUAUCGCAAUCGAUUCCAUCAAUUUUAGAACCUCUGCGUUCUGAUGAAGUUUGGUGGUUGGCAAGGCGCCUCUUCAUCAUAUCAUGCUUUCUAAAUGAAACAAAAUUGAUACGUUUAUUAUCUCGUUCAUAUCAUGAUUCAAAUUCUCUUUUUGGAAUUAUUUCCAGGUUUUGUUUGUGUUGUGAAGCUUCACCAAAUGCCAUAAGAUUGUUGAAUUCGACUAUACGAACAAAUGAACCGUUUAUUAAUUUUCGUUAUUUUGCUAGAUAUAAAGUUAUUAUACCUGUUUGUUUAUUUUUCGUUCUAAUAUGGCUAUUGCCUUUCUCUUACUCAUUUAUUAUUUUUAAUCUAACGUUGAUAUAUAUGCAUUUUCUUUAG
This is a messenger RNA of Dracunculus medinensis (Guinea worm), 1911 nucleotides long. NCBI's taxonomy places the organism in Eukaryota, Metazoa, Nematoda, Chromadorea, Rhabditida, Dracunculidae. The record is from the annotation of a GenBank genome assembly.